Messenger RNA from Paraglomus occultum, 189 nucleotides. Lineage: Eukaryota; Fungi; Glomeromycota; Glomeromycetes; Paraglomerales; Paraglomeraceae. The record is from the annotation of a GenBank genome assembly.
AUGAAAGCAAUUAGGAACCUCAAUUUAGACAAUGUCAGAAACGACUUGCGUCGUAACUUGACUCAAGUGAAUCCACUAGUCAGCGCUGAUAUGAAACAUUUGAGUCACAGCAUUGCAGUAGAAAGAAAUGUAUGGAACAAUCUGAAUAAUUUGGCACUCGAGCAGAACGAGGCAGCGAAAAGCCUGGCU